AUGGGUUGCAUUCAAUCCGUCAAGCGGCGGAAGUUAACGCCGACGUGGGGGCCGUCCAAGUUGAAGGCGGAGAAUGGGCAUAACGGCAGUAGUAGUAAGAAGAAAGGUGGCAGCCAUUAUCAAAGUCAUGAUCAAGUGAAGCCUUUGGAGGAGAUUAUUAAUGAUGGCGACAAGAAGGAAACUAAUGGUCGGCCCAACGCCGCCGUGGUGGUCGGAAAGGACGGCCGCGGUGGAGGAAGCAAGUCUCAUAGGGUUGUGUUGAAGAAGAUCGGAGGGGAGGAAUAUUAUGUUGAUGGAUGGCCAAAGUGGCUUGUGGACAAUAUCCCAAAAGAUGUGUUGGCCAGUUUGGUCCCCAAAAGUGCUGAAUCUUAUGAUAAGCUUGCCAAGAUUGGUCACGGGACCUAUAGCAACGUCUACAAAGCUCGAGACAGGGACACCGGCAAGAUCGUCGCCCUCAAGAAAGUCAGGUUCGACACGUCGGAGCCAGAGAGCAUCAAGUUCAUGGCCAGAGAGAUCACGGUGCUUCAGAAACUGGACCAUCUAAACAUCAUCAAGCUCGAAGGAAUCGCGACUUCGAGGAUGCAAUACAGUCUGUACCUCGUCUUCGACUACAUGUUGUCUGAUCUCACUAGGAUCAUCGCCCGCCCUGAUCAACGACUCACCGAGCCACAGGUGAAGUGCUACAUGAACCAGCUGCUUCUGGGGCUGCAGCACUGCCACGAAAGGGGGAUUCUGCACAGAGACAUCAAGGGAUCCAACUUGUUGAUAGACAGAGAUGGGACGCUGAAGAUUGCUGAUUUUGGGCUGGCAAAUUUCUUCGUUCCUAAACCUAAGAGGCCGCUCACUACGAGGGUUGUUACUCUGUGGUACAGAGCUCCGGAGCUGCUGUUGGGAGCAACGGAUUAUGGCGUUGGGAUUGAUCUGUGGAGCGUUGGUUGCUUGCUGGCUGAGAUGUUCGUCGGUAGGCCCAUUAUGCCUGGCAGGACUGAGGUUGAGCAAAUCCACAGGAUAUUCAAGCUGUGUGGGUCGCCGGCAGAGGAUUACUGGAAGAUCAUGAGGCUUCCGACGAGCUUCCGGCCGCCGCAGCACUACAAACCGACCAUCAAAGAAGCCUUCAAGGACCUCCCACCUUCCUCCAUCACCCUCCUCUCCACUCUUCUCUCUCUCAAUCCUUCCUAUCGUGGCACUGCCACCUCUGCCCUCCAAAGCCAGUUCUUCACUACAAAUCCAUUGGCAUGCGAGCUCUCUGGUCUACCAGUCAUCCAGAAGCCAGAGGAUGAAGCAGCAAAGUCCAAUACUCGCAAGAAGCGCAAGAAACCAAAGAAGCAAGCCGCCACCCAACAAGCUAGUGAAGGUAGCAAGAAGCAAACUGGUUUCCAGGCAAAAGACGACUUGGAUCCAUCUCCCAAAGAGCUGGAGAAGAUCUCAGAGGAAGAAAGCACAACAAACAGCCAAGACACAGCUACAACAAUAAGCAUAUUCAGCCAGGAAGCAGGAGGGAACAGCACCAGCAGUAGCACUUCUUCCAGCAUGAAACCAGUGAGAGAGGAAGAACAACAGCAGCAGCAGCAGCCGCCAACGAUGAACAAGCUCGCCGGACGCGUCCACCCUUCUUUUUCUCCGGUGGGGCUACCACAGCUUCAGGACCGGUCAGCACUACGAACCGAGGCGCACCCCAGUGCCUCCAAGAACAUCCAGAACAACUUCACCCUUCUCCAGCCCUCCGUCUCCUCUGACAUCCUCCACCACUGCCAUGGCGGUAGCGGAGGACACCGUGCAGCCGCGGAUGGCCUGGGGAUGCAGCACUAUCGCCGGUCGACCCUCGACUUCUCUGCUCUGGAGCCUGACAAGAUCUCCAAGCUCUUUGGGCUCGACGAUGAUCGUUGA
Molecule: messenger RNA, 1887 nt
Organism: Linum tenue
Lineage: Eukaryota; Viridiplantae; Streptophyta; Magnoliopsida; Malpighiales; Linaceae
Source: the annotation of a GenBank genome assembly